Messenger RNA from Chlorella variabilis, 774 nucleotides. RefSeq lists its product as hypothetical. NCBI's taxonomy places the organism in Eukaryota, Viridiplantae, Chlorophyta, Trebouxiophyceae, Chlorellales, Chlorellaceae. The transcript is spliced from 4 exons. The record is from RefSeq and is a predicted model, not a curated record. Bases 1 to 774 code for a protein of 257 amino acids. Gene Ontology annotation, molecular function: protein binding.
AUGGCCCUAUUUUUUCCGCUUGCGUUUCAUCUGGAGUUCGAAUCGAACGUGCUGGAUGUCGCCGUUCACCCCACCCGCCGCCUGCUGGCCAGUGCGCUCGACGGCGGCACGCUGCAGCUCCAUGUAUACGACGCCUGUGACGGCUCCGGCGGCGCCACGCUUCAGCUGCUGCCGCUGCACACCCUGGGCGGCGCCACGCAGCCCGCCUGCACGGCAACCUGCUUCCUGGGCGGCAUCGGCGGCACCAGCGACAGCAACGGCUGGGUGGCCGCAGGCGGCGCGGCGGGCGGGCUGUCGGUGUGGGACGUGGACACAGGCGCGGCGGUGUGGUCCCGCAACAGUGCGCACAGCUCCAGGGUCAAGUGCGCCGCUCCGCUGGGGCCGCAGCUUCUGGCCACAGGGGACAGCUGGGGAGGGCUGCACGUGUGGGACUUACGCAGCAGGGCGGCAGCAGCGGGGGUGCAGCUGCCGGCGGAUGGCGCCGCCACAGACCUAUGCUUGGUGGAGGGCAAGGACUCGCUCGUUGCGGUGAGCAGCAGCGGCACCGAGGGCCACCUGUCGACCAUCAGCCUGCGACAGAUGUCCAGCCCCAAAGUGAUGGGCAGCUGCCGCCACGCGGCGCCCAUCCACUCCGUCGCCACGCUGCACGGCGGCCGCACGGUGCUGUGCGGCGACGACCGCGGCAAGUGGGGGCUAGGCCGCUGGGGCCAGCUGCGCGAGGGAGAGGUGCUGUUCAGGGCAGGUGAGGGCUGCUGCCGGUCUGCUGCUUGCUGA